Messenger RNA from Dichomitus squalens LYAD-421 SS1, 848 nucleotides. RefSeq lists its product as uncharacterized. The record is from RefSeq and is a predicted model, not a curated record. Bases 38 to 283 code for a protein of 81 amino acids. Lineage: Eukaryota; Fungi; Basidiomycota; Agaricomycetes; Polyporales; Polyporaceae. Gene Ontology annotation, cellular component: mitochondrion. The transcript has 3 exons.
CAUCCUCUUCCUUGUACUGCUCUGUGCGCCGCACCUCAUGCAGCAGUUCACAUUGAAGCAUUUCAUACUCAAGCAACGUGUCCUCAAUCUCUACCGUCAGGCCGUCAGAGCCACAAGAUCUAUACCCGACAAAACUACUAGACAGGAGACGAUUUCAUGGCUCCGCGAAGAGUUUGAGCGCAACAGAUACAUCCAGGAUGUGACAUUGAUUGAACACAAGAUAUCGUCUGGCCGUAGAGAAUUAAAACGGUUGUUUCCCGGAGGAAACUUCCUUCCCUUCUGAAUGCGCGCUCUUCCCAUGAAGCCCGGAUAAAGGCUGCUGGACUUCAUGUACGCAGUCGUCAAGUGCGUGGCAGGAAGACUUAUCAGCGAGCUGUUGCAUUCCCUGGCACGCAAUUGUAGAGCGCAACGGAAGGAGAGACCCGCUUACCUGUUCAUCUCAUGUAAGUUAAGGUUCACCGAAGCUGGACGUGCCUGUCAUGCGACUCUGCUGUAGCACAUCUCCGAGUCUGUGCUGCGGCAUCCUUGGAAUGCAUAUAUCGCCGUAAGCUACUGACAAUUGUUAUCGCGGGUCCUCCACUUCGCCUAUUCCUCUCAGAAAUCGUCCCAACCAUACUCUCAUCUGUUUCUCUGAGCUAUUGAAUGACAUCCGCUUGCUACAGAGUGCAAAAGGAAGCUGCCAUCGCCCGCAGACGGAACGCCUCCUUACAUUUUGGAUAGCCCGCCUUUGUACGUGCAGCUUGUCCCAGUGUCAUAUACUGGCGUUGAACAGGACCUGCACAGUCCCGUUCAGCUGGCUCAUCGCGUCAUGGAAAUUUACAUGAAGAAUAUUCCUGCUUCUACUAAGG